AUGGAAAAGCAAAUGGCUGAGAUUUACACACGCAAGAUUUUUCUUAAGUUUCAAGAUGAGUUGUGGAAUAGCUUAGUAAUAAUGCCACAAUUUGUUCGUGAAAAUGCUACACACAAAAUGUAUGUGGUCGAGAGUAGUCCAAAAGAACAUGUUCGUAGAGUGCGGGAAAUUGCUUAUGAUAAAGAAUUGGACUUUGCAUCUUAUACAUGUAAGAAGUUUGAGAGUGAAGGACUUCCCUGUAGACAUAUCUUGGCAUUCUUGAGACUGUUUGGUAACAUUCCUUUGCCAAAUCAAUAUAUAAUGAAAAGGUGGACUAGAGGUGCAAAAUGUCAAAUAAUAACAGAUAAUCAAGGUGUUGAGAUAGGUGGACAGCAUAGUUCAAUGUUGACUUGGCGAGCUAAACUAUUCCAACUUGCUUCGGAAGUCAUUGAUAAAGCCAUAAUAUAUGAUGAGGCAAGUGUAAUUGUGAAUGAUGGUCUUGAAAGUUUGCUAGGCAAGAUUGAAUCCAUAGUUAGCAACACGAAAAGUGGAGGCAUUUCUGAAAAAGGUAGCACUGCUCAUGACUAUGAGGCUUUGAAAGACCCAUCUGCUGUGAGGGCAAAGGGAUGCGGACAAAGAUUAAAAAGGGGAAAGGAGAAGGCAACAAAUGCCACAAAAUAUAGAGGUCGACGUUGCAAUGGAUGUGGAAAAAUUGGGCAAUCGCACGACAAAAGAAACUGUCCACUCCUCAACAAUCCGUCCUCACAAAAUGAGGAAAGUCCUCAGCACGCCUCGGAAUAUGAUUCUAAAGCUGAUAGUUUGUCUUCCACAGGUCUGCAUGAGAAAAUGAAAGGAUGA
Ziziphus jujuba (common jujube) is the source of this 837-nucleotide messenger RNA. RefSeq names its product protein FAR1-RELATED SEQUENCE 9-like. NCBI's taxonomy places the organism in Eukaryota, Viridiplantae, Streptophyta, Magnoliopsida, Rosales, Rhamnaceae. Gene Ontology annotation, molecular function: zinc ion binding. The transcript has 3 exons. Bases 1 to 837 code for a protein of 278 amino acids. The record is from RefSeq and is a predicted model, not a curated record.